AUGGGCGCGCGCUCCAAUUUAAUUGUGCGCGCACCUACAGCAUUUAAUAAUGUCAAGUUUGUGGUUAUUUUUGUAUUAUUAUUACUACUUUCAUAUAAAGGCAUGUCAAUAUCAUCUUCAGAUGUUGAGGCAUUAUUGAAGUUCAAGAGAUCAUUGAAAAAUGUGGUGUCCCUUAGCAGUUGGGAUCCAUCGACAAACCACAGGCCACCAUGCUCUGGAAACACUCCAAAUUGGGUGGGGUUGUUUUGUCUGAAAGGUAGGGUGUGGGGGCUACGGCUGGAGAGCAUGGGUUUAACCGGUAAUAUUGAUAUGGAAUCUCUUGCUUCAAUGCCUGCAUUGCGAACAGUUAGUUUGAUGAACAAUACCUUUGUGGGUCCGUUGCCUAACAUUAAGAUGUUGCCCAAUUUGAAGGCCCUUUACUUGUCUUAUAACCAUUUUUCAGGGUUGAUACCCGACAAUGCAUUUAUGGAUUUACACAGGUUAAGGAAAUUGUAUUUAUCUAAUAAUGAGUUUAGUGGUAAAAUCCCAUCAUCUAUAUCUACUUUGCCUAUUUUGGUUGUCCUUAGGCUUGACUCAAACAAGUUUAAAGGUGAGAUACCCAAUUUUGAACACACAAAUAACCUCAAGAUUAUCGACUUGUCUAACAAUGAAUUAGAAGGUCCUAUCCCGCCUAAUCUAAGAACUUUUGAUCCAUCUCGGUUUAGUGGAAACCUGCUUUUAUGUGGGCCACCUUUGGCAAACACGUGUCAAUCAGAUAAUGGUAUUUUGUCCAAAAUGGUUGUUAUGAAUAUUUUACUUAUAGUGAUCAUGAUAGCAUUUGUAAUAUCCAUUAUGGUUUCAAUAUUUGUGAUAUGUCGCUUAAGGUCUCAAAAGAAACAAUUAAGCGACGAUAAUCCCUCUACCAUUUCAAAAUUACACAUGCAAGCUUCCAACAAAUAUGUUAAGCCUCCUGUUAUUUAUGUGAAAACCAAAAGUUUGGCUGAUCAUUAUGAUCCCAACAGUCCAAAACCAGACCAGUAUAGUCAUGGUCAUUCCAAAAAAGGGGAGCAAGGGAAGCUUAUAUUCCUGAAGAAAGAUGGAAUAGUGUUUGAUUUACAAGAUUUGCUAAGGGCCUCUGCUGAAAUUCUAGGUAGUGCCUCGUUUGGGUCAUCGUACAAAGCUGUGAUUUUAGACGGUCAAGCUGUGGUUGUAAAGAGGUAUAAGAAAAUGAACAAUGUAUCAAGAGAAGAGUUCCACGAGCACAUGAGAAGGAUAGGAAACCUAAAUCAUCCAAAUCUUCUACCUCUACUGGCUUUCUAUUAUAGAAGAGAAGAGAAACUUUUGAUCUCAUCCUUUGUUCACAACGGUUGCUUGGCUAGUCAUCUUCAUGGUAACCACACCUCCCAAAAGCCAGGACUUAAUUGGGCAACCCGGUUGAAAAUUGUUAAAGGUGUAUCUAGGGGUUUGUCUUAUCUAUAUAGUGCACUUCCAAGUGUGAUUGUUCCUCACGGACAUCUUAAAUCUUCCAAUGUACUCUUAGAUGAAUCUUUUGAACCCCUAAUCACUGACUAUGGCCUGAGUCCGUUGAUAAAUCUUGAUCAUGCCCAACAAAUCAUAAUGCCUUACAAAUCCCCAGAGUAUGCUCAACUUGGACGCAUUACAAAGAAAACAGAUGUAUGGAGUUUUGGGAUUCUAAUAUUGGAGAUCCUAACAGGUAAAUUCCCAGAGAACUAUAUUACACCCAAGUAUAAUACUGAUUCUGAUUUAGCAAGUUGGGUAAAUAUGAUGAUUACCGAGAAACGCACAAGUGAUAUAUUUGACAUAGAUAUGGGAGGAAUCGGAAAUAGUAAAUCUGAAUUGCUUAAACUCUUAAAAAUUGGACUUAGUUGUUGUGAGGAGAAUGUAGAAAGAAGAUUGGACAUCAAAGAGGCUCUUGUGCAGAUUCAAGACUUGAAAGAGGGUGAAAUUAUUGAUCCUAUCGGACUUGGAGAAUACUCUUCCUCCCUUAUCAGAAAUGAAAGGGAUGCUUACAGAGCUGUCUGA
Messenger RNA from Lathyrus sativus (Indian pea), 2022 nucleotides. NCBI's taxonomy places the organism in Eukaryota, Viridiplantae, Streptophyta, Magnoliopsida, Fabales, Fabaceae. The record is from the annotation of a GenBank genome assembly.